GAUAAUAAAAGUAAUAAAUUCUUGGUAGCAAUUGUAGGAAUUGGAUUUCGUCUACCAGGUAAAUCAAAUAACCCUGUUCAGCUAUGGAAUAAUUUAAAGAAUGGUUUUAAUGCAGUAGUUGAAACUACAGACCGUUGGAGUGAUAAUUUUUAUGAAAGUGGAUCACAUGCGUCAAAUUGUGCUGGGCUUCUUGAAGACAGUGAAUGGAAACAAUUCGAUCCAUCUUUUUUUGGUAUAACAUCAGAAAAUGCAAAGCAAAUGGACCCUCAACACAAAUUAUUAUUGAAACUCACAGCAGAAGCAUGCGAAGAUGCAAACAUAUCACUAUUUUCAAUAAGAGGUACCGAAACAUCUGUGUAUAUUGGUCAGUCAAGUUGUGAUUAUACCUAUGCUAGUUUUAAAAAUGACUCGGAUAAUAUUAACAUUUUCAACAAAACUCAAUGUAGUGCAGCAAAUAGAAUUUCAAAUACAUUUGACUUAAGAGGUACUUCAUUAACUAUUGACACUGCAUGUAGCUCUUCAUUAAAUGCGGUCCACUUGGGUUAUAAUUCAAUUAAAAAUGGUGAUGAAGUUUCAAUAGUAGGAGGAGUCAAUUAUAUACUGGAGCCAAAAAUAACAAAUUAUUUUACAAAACUAUCAAUGCUUUCUAAAACUGGUUCUUGCAAAGUUUUUGAUAAAGAUGCCGAUGGAUAUGUACGUAGUGAGGGUGGUGGGGUUGUUAUCUUAAAAAAACUUGACGCUGCCAUUCGAGACAAUAAUAAAAUAUACUGUGUAAUAAAUGGAAGUGGAAGUAAUGUAGAUGGUAUGUUAAAUAAGCUAAAUUAUUUGGCACCAUCAAAACUUGCUCAGGCUAAUAAUAUCAAAAAUGCAUUUAAAUCAUCAAAAAAUUCAUUAGAAAUUAAUGAUUUGGAUUUUUUAGAAUGUCACGGAACAGGUACCCCCAUCGGAGAUCCCAUCGAAACAGAGGCAAUUUCAAUUGUACUAAAUGAAUUAAAUCGUUCAAAAGAAAAUCCAUUAUUAAUUGGUUCAAUUAAAUCAAAUAUUGGUCAUUGUGAAGCAUUUUCUGGUGUAGCAUCAUUAAUUAAAUGUUGCUUAAUGUUUAAGAAUCGAGAGUUUAUUCAUAAUAUCAACUUUAAUAACCCAAAUCCAGAUAUAAAGUUUAAAGAGUGGAAUUUAAAAGUACUAACUCAACCAACACCAUUCCCAAAUAAAAAUGUUUUAAUUGGUAUAAAUUGUUUUGGGAUUACUGGUUCAAAUUGUUGUAUUUUAUUAAAAGAAUAUAAUAAAAAUUCUAAUCAUAAUGAAAAAUUGGUUAAAGAAAUAGAUAAUUGUUAUUAUUUAAUUCCAUUUUCAAGUGCAUCAAAAAAAUCUUUAGAGAACUAUCAAGAAUUAAUUUUACAUAAUUUUUCAAAUAUUAGAAAAUCAAUUGAUUUUAAAUCUUUUGUUCAAUAUCAAAUAAAUUGUAAACCAACUCAAUUUUUUCAAAGAUCUGUAGCAAUUGCUUCAAACUUUAAAGAGUUUAAAGAGGUUUUAUCAAAAAAAUUAAAUUUUAUUUCAAAUAAUGGUGAAAGAUUUAUAAAUGAUAGUAUUGUUUCGACCAAAUCAAAUAGUUUAUCAAAUGUAAAUACAAACUUUAAAAAUCCUCCAUUGGUAUUUGUGUUUGUUGGCCAAGGGCCCCAGUUUAGCAAAAUGCAACUCAAUUUAUAUCAAAACAAUGUAGUUUUCAAACAAAGUGUCGAUAAAUUAGAUGGUAUACUAUCAAAGUAUUAUGGUUAUUCAAUUAUGGAAAAAUUAAGAUCAAUUAAAGAUGAUGAUUUGGUAUCUAUAGGUGAACCUAUUUUAGCUCAACCCUCAUUAUUUAUUAUUCAAGUAUCUCUAUAUGAACUAUAUAAACAUUUUGGUAUUAUUCCUUCAAUAAUAAUUGGUCAUAGUUUUGGUGAAGUUACAGGUGCUUAUUGUUCAGGAAUGAUUUCAUUAGAGGAUGCAUGUAAAAUUGUUUAUUAUAGAUCAACAUUACAAAAUCGAUUAAAUGGUACUGGAAGAUUAAUGGUUAUCAGUUUAUCUGAGGAACAAUUUAAAAAUCAAUUCUCAAAUAAAUAUCCAUCCAUAGAAAUUGCAUGUUAUAAUUCGGCAACUACCAUUGUAAUUGUUGGUAAUGAGGAUGAAAUUAAAGAAAUAUCUAAACAACUAAACGAAAAACAAGUGUUUAAUUUUAUAAUGAAUACAACAUCAAGUUUUCAUUCCUCCAAACAAAAAUUAAUUAAAUCCCAAAUCCUGGAAUUAUUAAAAGACAUAAAACCAAAGAUACCCAAAAUAACACACUUUUCAACAGUAACCACAAAUCCAUUUGAUGAAAUUACUUUAUUUACUUCAGAGUAUUUAUAUAGAAAUUUAAGAAAACCAGUCUUUUUUCACCAAACAAUUGAAAAUAUUUUCAAACAUAUUGAGGAUAACAAUCUCGGUACUGCACCAAUUUUUUUAGAAAUUACUCCACAUAAAACUUUAACAGUUUUUAUUAGUGAUACAAUUCGUCAAGAGUCCAAUUAUUUUAAAAAAGAUUCAAUUUCAAUUCUAUCACCACUAAAUAAAAAAGAAACGAAUGAAAUGGUUAAAAUAAAUAAAACAAUUUCAGAAAUUUACUGUUUAGGUUAUAAUAUCAACUUCAACUCACAAUUUAAUAUCAGUGAUUUAGAGAAUAUAUCCAAAGUAAAGUCAAGUUUUAAAGUUUCCGAUACACUACCACGAUAUCAAUGGGAUGAAGAAGAUCAUUGGGUGAUAGAUGCAUCAUUUAAAGAUUACUUAUUAAAUGGCCCAUCAAUAAAUCAUUUUGGAAUCGAAAAUGAUAAUUUACCAUUUAUAUCAAGAUCAACAUUAAUAAACAUCGAUAAAAAAGGAUUUAGUUAUUUAAGUGGUCAUCAAGUACGUAAUAAAAUUUAUGUUCCAGGUUGUCUCUAUAUUGAUAUUUUAAUUGGUAUAUUCAAUGAUCACGAUUUAACAAUUUCGUACUUGGAGUUUAAAAAUCCGUUAAUUCUAGAAACUGGUGAAAGUAAACAUUUACAAACAAACCUAAUCAAAAUAUCAAGAAAUGAAUAUAAAGUUACUUUUCAUUAUAAAGAUAACAAAGCUAAUAAAUGGGUUUUAACCUCAACUGGUAAAGUCUUAUUGCUACCACAUGGAUCCACUUCAAAUAAUAAAUAUAAUUUACAAGAAUUUAAAGAUAAAUGUAAUAUUUCAAAAUUAAAAAAGGAUGAACUCUAUUCAAAUAUCAUACACUCAUCUGGUUUAAAUUAUACAGGUGCUUUCAGAAGAAUAGUCAAAGCUUAUUAUGGAAAUGAUUGCACAUUUUCAAAAGUAGAGCUACAUCAACAAGAAAUUACAAACAACAACAACAAAUUCUUUUUUGAUCCAUCCAUUCUCGAUUCAUGUAUUCAAAGCUUUAUAUCGUUUAUUCAAGAAAAAAUUCAAAUGGUAUUUCAAAGAGUUGAAAAUUUUAAAGUCUAUUCAUCAAAUAUUCCAAAGAAUCUAAAUCAAAACUCUUAUUUGUAUUGUUACUCUGAAUUUAAACAUACAUAUGGUCAAUUUUAUCAUGCAAAUCUCAAAGUGUUUUUAAAAGAUGGUACCAUUUUAUUAGAAUCACCAGAGCUUGUAUCAAUGUCAUUAAAUGAAAUAAUAGAUCCACUAAAGAUUGAAAUAGAUACGGACUUGUACUCAAAGUAUUCAUGGCAACCAAUCAACUCACCAAUUAAUAACAGUAAAAACUCUUUACCAUUUGUAUUUUUAAAAGGUGGUUUUAAAAUUGAAGAAAACUAUCAAUAUAAAAAAAAAUCAUCAAGUAUAGGUAUUUCAAAAUUAUUUUUUGAUAAUUUCAAUAAAAGAAACCCAAGAAUCACAUACAAUACUAUUCAAGAGAAAUCAAUAGAUCAAUUAUACAACGAAUUUUAUAAAAUUAAAGACACAAUAGUCAAUAAAAGAAAAUUUUAUAGAGUUUUUGAAAUUAUUAAAGAAAACAUUCAAAUAAUCAAAGAAGAUAAUUUUAUCAAUCCUCUAGAUGAUGAAAAUAAUUUUGGCGAAUUAAAACUACUUUUACAGGAAACCUCAACUUUUAUUUCUAAACAAUUACUUCCAUUGGAAAGUGAAGUUGAAGAAGAUGAACAUAUUAAUAUUCAAAAUGGUACAGUUGAAAAAAUUUAUAAUAUUCACUAUCUAAAGAAAUUAUAUGGAAUUAUCUCAUGUGUAGUUAAAGAGUCAAUUGAACCAUUAAUAAAUGAACCUAUUCAUUUUCGUAUAUUAGAAAUUGGUGGUGGGUUGGGUUGUUUGUCAAACCAUGUCGUCGAAAAGAUCAAUCAACUUAUUGACAUAUACCCUAAUUAUCAAAUCGAUAUCGAAUAUACAUUUACAGAUAUUUCCAGAGGUUUUAUUGAAAUUUCAAAGUCAAAAUUGUCAAUCAAAGAAAAUAUAAUCACUUACAAGUUGUUGGAUAUCAACCAAACAUUUGAAUCUCAAGGUUUUAGAAAUUCAUAUUUCGAUUUUAUAAUAUCAUCAAACACUUUACAUGUAGCUAGAGAUUUAAGGUUCACAAUUAAAGAAAUUUAUAAGUCAUUAUCACCCAAUGGUCAAUUAAUUUUUAUAGAACCUGUUUACAAGAAUCCAGUAAAUGAUUGCUUUGUUGGUUAUUUUGAACAUUGGUGGUCACAGGCCGACACCGAUUUAAGAAAAGACCAUUGUACUUUAUCAAACGAACAAUGGAACAAACUUUUAUACGAAGCUGGCUUUAUAAAUUAUCAGUCUUUUGAUUAUGAUUCAAAUAUCUGUUUUGUAAAUAAAGCUAUAAAACCAACAUUUCAUUUCAAUAAAAAUCAAAAACCAAUAAAGGAACAAGAAGAGAACAUAAUUAUUUAUGGUAAAAGUUCAACAUUCAAAAAACUAUUUAAUAAUGACCAUCAACUAUUUAACAAAUUUCAUUUCAUUGAAACUUUUGAAGAGAUCGAAUUAAAUCAAAAUUUAAUAACCAAUAAUACAAUUAUAUUUUUCAUUUCAAGUAUUGAAACAUUAGAAUUAAAUCAAGUUAAACAAAUCUCAAUGGAAUAUAUCAAUGUUAAUAAAAUUCUAUAUUUAAAUUCUCUAUCAACUAAAUUUAUUGUAUUAUCAUUAAACAGUGAAAAAGAAAGUUAUAAUUAUCUAGUAGGUUCAAUUCAUGGGGCUAUGAAGUACUAUGGAGAUUUUUCUUCUUUAAAGCUGUAUUCAUUCGAUUUUGAUAAUGAAUCAUUCAAUGAUAAUAUUAUAGUAUCAAUUAUAAACUAUAUAGAUUCAAACUCAUUCUAUCAAAGACAAGUUGCUGUUAGGAAACAAAACAUUUUCUAUGAAAGAAUUUCACCUCAUAGAAAUUUGAAAUUAAAAUAUAAAUCUUCAUCAUUCGAAAAUGAAAUAACAAACUAUAAUGCAAUUCUUGAUGCAAACUUAAAUUAUAAACUACAAUCAAGAGUUUUCAAUAUCAAGGAUGAUUAUAUUGAAGUGCACGUCAAGUCAUAUGGUUUAAAUUUUAAAGAUAAUCUUGUAUAUCGUUCAUUAAUACCAUUGGAACUAAGAAGUUCAAAAGGAAAUGUAAACGAGCCAGAGUUUGGUAUUGAAUAUUCCGGUGUUAUUUCAAGAGUUGGUAGAAAUGUUACAAAAUAUUCAGUUGGUGAUUGUGUAAUAGGUCUAUCAAAUUGUUCGUCAUCAUUUUUUAUUUUAUCACAUCAAGAUUUAGUUUUAAAAAAGCCAGAGAAUCUGACAUUUACACAAGCAGCAUCUAUCGCAGCUGUAUUUCUCACCUCAUACUUUUCAAUUUUCAAAGUUGGAAACUAUAAAAAAGAAUUUAAUGAAUCAAUUUUAAUCCAUUCAGCAAGUGGUGGUAUUGGUUUAUCAACAUUAUAUCUAUUAAAAUAUUUCAAUAUAAAAGCACCAAUAUUUGUAACAGUUAGCUCUGAAGAGAAAAAGCAAUUUCUUUUAAAUCACUAUGGUUCAAUUAUAACUGCUGUUUAUAGUUCAAAAGAUUCAGAUUUUGUUAGAAAUAUUAAAGAAUUUUUCAUUGAAAGGGGAUCAAAUAAAACUGGUGUAGAUAUAAUUUUAAAUACUUUAUCAAAUGAAUUUAUGGAUUCAAAUUUCAAUUGUUUAAAUCAAGGUGGUAGAUUUUUAGAUCUCAGUGUUACCCAUUUAAAUCCAUACGAAUUUACAGAUUUUAACAAGUUUAAAUGGUACAUUUCAUAUCAUUCCAUAGAGCUCUUAUAUGUUCCAUCAGAGAGAUUAAAAGAUUCAAUUUGUGAAUUAUCGCCAAUUUUCGAAACAAUGGAUUUCACACAUUACCCAAUCAUAGAAUAUGACACCUCAAAAGUUAAACAAGCAAUCAACUCAAUGUCAAAUAGGUCUCAUAUUGGCAAAAUUGUUGUAAACGUUAAUGAAAAUUUAAUUUCAAAUAUUUUCAAUCAAAAUAAAAAAUAUUAUGAUAUGAAUUUUAAAAUUUUAAAAUCAAACUAUACAAUUCAAAACCAAGCAUUAGGUAAAACCAUAUUAUUAACUGGCCAAACUGGUUUAAUUUUAGAAAUAUUGAAAUGGAUUUUAAAACUCUCUAAUGAACCAAAGAAUAUUAUAGUUUUAUCAAAAUCACCAAUAAAGUGGGAAAUGAAAGUUACAAUUAAAAAAAAUUUAGGUAAACAUUCAGUAUUUUUCGAAAGUGUAGAUAUUUCAAAUUGUAAACAAUUAGAAGAUACAAUUGGUAAUGUUAUGAAGAUAAAUCAAAUCGAAACUAUAAAUUCAAUAUUCCAUUUUGCAUUUAAUACAUGUACAUCUCAACCUGAAGAAGUUUCACUAAAUGAUUUAAAUAUUACAUUAGAUGCUAAAGUCUUUGGUGCAAUAAAUCUACAUAAUCUAUCAAUUAAAUAUAAAUGGAACAUCAUUAAUUUUAUUAUGGCCUCUUCAAUGGCAUCUGCACUCUCAUCACCUUUGCAAUGUGCAUACUCUUGUGCAAACAAUGUAAUUAAUUUAUUUUCAAACUAUAGAAAGUCAUUGGGCCUACCAUCAACAUCAUUAAACUUGGGAAAAUUCGAUUCAAAGGGAUAUGUUUCAAGAAAUGAAAAAGUAAAUAAUCUAUUGGACGACUUUGGUUUGAUUAGUGUUUCUCUCAAUUCACUCCUUGGUAUAUUAGACCUAUUAAUACAGAAUAGAAAUCACGAACCAAAUCAAAUUUUAAAUAGAUUUGGUGAAAAAUUAUUUGAAACAUUAAAAUCAAAUUCUUUUUCCUAUAAAAUGGAUUAUAUUAUAAAUAUCAAAUCAUCAUUUUUAUCAAAGAAAACAAAUGUAUUGGAUGGAAAUGAAUCAGUUUAUGAUAUUAUUUUAACUUUAAUUGCAAAUAAAUUUGGUAUAGAAAAAUCAAAAAUUGAUACAGGAAAUACAUUGGUAGAAAUGUCAGCAGAUAGUUUAAUUUUGGUUCAAAUCAAAUCAUGGAUAGAUAAUGAUGUUAAACAAAAUUUAUUUACAAUUCCCCAAUUGCAAUCCUUAACACUUGGUACAAUUAUCAAAAUAAUAAUAAAAGAAAAACCAAAUUUACAAUUAUUAAAAUCAAAAUCAAAAGCAAUAUAUAAUGAAAAUAAUAGUAGUAUAGAACCCAACACUCAAAAUGAAAAUGAACCAAUUCAAACUAUUAAUAAUAGUGAAAAUAGAUCAAUUGAAUUUUGGUUAAAUGAAUCAAAACUUGAUGAAUCAAUUCAAAUACCAACAAACAUAAUACAUCAACAAGUAUUAAGUUUAGAAAAUACUGAUCUGGUUAUUUUUUGUACUGGUGCUACUGGGUUUUUAGGUGCCUAUACAUUAUUCAAUUUACUUUUGAAAUCAAAAUCAAAGUCCAUUUACUGCUUGGUUCGAAAUAAAAAAUCAACUAAAGAAUGCUAUGAUGCAGUAAUAAACAACUUAAAGCACUACAACUUAUAUAACAAGAUAAAAGAAAAAUCGAUUGACAUUAAUAGAAUCAAACCAAUUAUAGGAAAUUUAAAUCAGGAUAAAUUUGGACUAACUCAAAUUGAAUAUGACAAUUUAUCAAUCGAAAUAGAUUUAAUAAUAAAUAUUGCAACUAAUGUUAAUUUAAUUCAAGACUAUGAAGAAUUAAAACAAUCAAAUAUUAAUAAUAUUAUUAAACUAUCAUGUCAUAAAAAAAUAAAAAAAUUGGUUCAUAUAUCAUCAAUUGCUGUAUUUAAUAAUUAUAAUAAUAUUAAUAAUAAUAAUAUUAAUAAUAAUAAUAAUAAUAAUAAUAAUAAUAAUAAUAAUAAUAAUAAUAAUAUGAUUAGUGAUGAAACAUUACCAAUUAUUAAUCAAGAUAUUAAUUUUUUAAAUGGAUAUAUUCAAUGUAAAAUUAUUCAAGAUCUUUUAAUAAAUCAAGCAUCAAAUCUAAGUAUCCCUUGUUUAUUAAUUAGACUUCCAUUUUUAUCUUGGGACCCAGAAAAUGAUAUUUGUAGUAAAGAUGGUUUAGAUUCAUUAUUGAUAAACUCAAUUUAUUCAACCAAAUGUUACUUUGAAACCAAUUCAAUGUCAUUAUUUUCUCCAGUAACUUGGGCAGCAAUCAACACAGUUAAUUUGGUUUUUAACAAAAAAAGUUGGGAGAACUCUAUCAAUAAUAAA
Molecule: messenger RNA, 8646 nt
Organism: Dictyostelium purpureum
Lineage: Eukaryota; Evosea; Eumycetozoa; Dictyosteliales; Dictyosteliaceae
Exons: 5
Biological process (GO): fatty acid biosynthetic process
Molecular function (GO): 3-oxoacyl-[acyl-carrier-protein] synthase activity; oxidoreductase activity
Source: RefSeq, a predicted model, not a curated record